Molecule: messenger RNA, 1793 nt
Organism: Chelmon rostratus (copperband butterflyfish)
Lineage: Eukaryota; Metazoa; Chordata; Actinopteri; Chaetodontiformes; Chaetodontidae
Gene: ankrd16
Product: ankyrin repeat domain 16
Exons: 7
Coding region: 117-1232 (371 amino acids)
Molecular function (GO): protein binding
Source: RefSeq, a predicted model, not a curated record
UAGUAAACACUUCUCUCCACCAUGUCUUCAAGCAUCCGCGCUUUACUAUUUUCCUAUUUUCUUCUGAGUCGUAAGUGACUUUAUGUUGCUGCAGCAGCCUUUAACCUCCACCCAGCAUGGACGAAAACACUUUAAAACUCCUGGUGAAGCUCACUCAGGAGGGACAGUUAAGCUGUCUGGAGAAACGGAUAACAUUAGGCGGCUCGGCGGCGGUUCAGACAAUCAGUAGGAAACACUUCGGUCGGUCAGGAGACACCCUGCUGCACUACGCUGCCAGACUGGGACACCUGGAAGUUGUGGAGUUUCUAAUAAAGCGGGUGGGUGUGGACGUGGAGGUGUACAACAACGACUACAAGAGGCCAUUGCAUGAAGCUGCGUCCAUGAGCCAUCGGGCUUGUGUUAGCUACCUGCUGCGGGAAGGUGCCAAGGUGGACAGUUUGAAGAAGGCCGACUGGACUCCCCUGAUGAUGGCCUGCACACGGAGACACCUCGACGUGAUCCAGGAGCUGCUGCGCCAUGGCGCCGACCCUGCACUGAGGAACAAAGACGGCUGGAACUCCUUCCACAUCGCCUGCAGGGAGGGCGAUCCUCUGGUCAUACAGCACCUGCUUCUUGCGGCGCCGGAUGUCUGGAGGACGGAGAGCAAGACGCGCAGGACACCACUGCACACUGCAGCAAUGCACGGCUGUGAGGAGGUUGUCAAGCUCUUGCUGGAGAGAUGUGGCUACACCCCAGACAGCACCGACAGCUGUGGAGUUACUCCUUUCAUGGAUGCCGUCAGGAACGGCCACAUUCCUGUGGCCAGGCUGCUUUUAGAUAAGCACCAGGCGUCUCCAACAGCAGCUGACAUACUCGGGGCUCAGCCGGUGCACCAGGUCGCUGUCACCGGCCAGGAGGAGGCGCUGUGGUUCCUGGUGCGGGACCUGAAGGUAGACGUGAACCAGAAGGCCACUGACAUUGAGCUCACUGCCCUGCAUUACGCUGCAAAGGAGGGCCACACGUCUACUAUAAAAACACUGCUGGACUUGGGGGCAGAUCUUCAUGUGCGGGACAAAAAGGGAAGAACUGCUCUUCACAUGGCCUGCAUCGGUCAGCAUGCGGACGCGGCCGGGACGCUCCUGCAGCUGGGACUCAAAGACUCAGAGGACGCAUCGGGCGCAACGGCACGGCAGCUCGCCAAGAAACCAGACGUGGUGCGAGUGUUUGAGUGUGGCUCACCAGACGCAUCGUAAAGGACAUCAUAGUGAUACAGAGCACAUCAGUUUAGGUUGGCAGCAUCACAAUAAAUCUUGACUUUACUGUGUGGUGUAGUAUGUUCUUGAGCGACAGAAUUGUUUGACUUGAAUUAAAGUCUUGCUUUUGUCUUUUAGUCGAAGGACCUGGCUUUGGUGCUUGUGACUUUAGGCUUGACUUGGACUGAAAACUGUCUCCAAGACUAACUUUUAAAGGCCAUAAUAGUGUUUCUGCUGCAUGGGAACAAGUACCUUGUUUGGAGAUGCUAGGCACAGAGCUUUAGACAUGAUUGGACAUGCUCAAAAUAAGAUCACCUGGCUGCGUAUGACUUUGUCUGAUUGCAUUUUGAUAUCAUCAUGACCCUCUAGCUUUCCUUCGCACCUUCUGGGAUUUCAAAUGCAAAACGAAACCUAAACCAAACAACGUGAGCAACAUCUGAUAAUUCUGUAGUCUUUGUGGCUGGCUGGUGUCUAUUCAUUUGCAUGAAAACACUGUUUGUAAAAACUAGUGUAUGCAUCUAAGUGUGUGUGAAAUACAUGUAUUGGACAUAUGCACAGUAU